CCAAAUGGACGUCGAAGAGUCGCCAUGGGCUGAUUCCAGCCAGACCCCCCCUGAGCCGCCCGCCGAGAGCGAGCCCGCCGCUUCCCCGCCGGCGACAUCACAGGCCUCGACGACGACCACCUCGUCGGCGCCUCGCCCGUCGCGCGCCCCCCGCCGCAUCGUCGCUCAACCUACGAAGCUCGAGGCCGUCGACGAUCCGCUGGGGCCGCUGAGCGCCGGGCCGGGCAACGAUGCCGCGUCCGACGCCCCGCCGGUGCCGCCGCAGAAGGAGCAGAUGGUGAUCCGGACGACGAUGGCGCCGCAGCAGCAGGCGAGACGCUCUGUCGGCGAUCCGCAUCUUGUCGAGGACGACGACGGCCUGGACGGUCCUCGAGGCCCGCGGAUGCCCCCGCCUGUGGAUGCUGCGCGGCCCAGCAGCGUGAGGAGCAGCACGCAGCCGAGCGUCAGCGUCGAGGAGGCGUCCAAGCCGACGUUUUACAUUACUGUUGGAGAUCCCGUCAAGAUUGGUGACCUGACGAGCUCGCACAUUGUCUACUCCGUGCGGACCAAGACCACAUCUAGAGCCUACAAGCAGCCCGAAUUCGAGGUCAAGCGUCGAUACCGAGACUUCCUCUGGCUCUACAACACCCUGCAUGGCAACAACCCCGGAUACGUGGUGCCGCCGCCGCCCGAGAAGCAGGCUGUUGGCCGCUUCGACAGCAACUUUGUCGAGAGCAGGAGAGCUGCGCUGGAGAAGAUGCUCAACAAGAUUGCCGCCCACCCCGUCCUCCAGCACGACGCCGAUCUCAAGCUGUUCCUCGAGAGCGAGGCCUUCAACGUCGACAUCAAGCACAAGGAGAGACGGGAGCCGCUGCCCUCCGAGAGCAAGGGAGUGCUGGGAUCUCUGGGCAUCAACGUCGGCGGAGGCAGCAAGUUUGUAGAGCAGGACGAUUGGUUCCACGACCGCAAGGUGUACCUUGACGCCUUGGAGAACCAGCUCAAGGGGCUCCUCAAGGCGAUGGAGACCAUGGUCAGCCAGCGGAAGAUGAUGGCCGAGGCCGCGGCUGACUUUUCGGCCUCUCUCCACGCGCUGUCUACUGUUGAGCUGUCGCCGUCACUAUCCGGUCCGCUCGACGCGCUCUCUGAUCUCCAACUCACCAUUCGCGAUGUCUAUGAACGUCAGGCUCAGCAGGAUGUCCUCACAUUCGGCAUCAUCAUCGAUGAGUACAUUCGCCUCAUCGGCUCGAUCAAGCUGGCGUUUAGCCAGCGCCAGAAGGGCUUCUACGCCUGGCAUUCGGCCGAGUCAGAGCUCCAGAAGAAGAAGGCGACGCAGGACAAGCUGCUCCGUCAGGGGAAGAGCCAGCAGGACCGGCUGAACCAGAUGAACGCCGAGGUGCAAGAGGCGGAGAGAAAGGUCCACCAGGCCCGACUCCUCUUUGAGGACAUGGGCCGCUCGAUGAGGGCCGAGCUGGACCGUUUCGAGAAGGAGAAGGUGGAGGACUUCAAGAGCGGUGUUGAGACGUUCCUCGAGGGUGCUGUUGAGGCCCAGAAGGAGCUGAUUGAGAAGUGGGAGACGUUCCUGAUGCAGCUGGAUGCCCAGGACGACGAGUCUGCUUUCUACCGACCGCCCGUUUACCAGCCGAAGCCUCCUGGCAACACUGUCGUUGACCGCGCCAGGGCAAGGAUAGACGAGGAUUCGGACUAA
Trichoderma citrinoviride is the source of this 1684-nucleotide messenger RNA. Its product is annotated as Vps5-domain-containing protein. Gene Ontology annotation, molecular function: phosphatidylinositol binding. Lineage: Eukaryota; Fungi; Ascomycota; Sordariomycetes; Hypocreales; Hypocreaceae. Gene Ontology annotation, cellular component: endosome. The transcript has 3 exons. The coding region runs from base 5 to 1684 and encodes 559 amino acids. The record is from RefSeq and is a predicted model, not a curated record. Gene Ontology annotation, biological process: protein retention in Golgi apparatus; retrograde transport, endosome to Golgi.